CUGAGUGACGUCAUCAGUCAGUCAGACGUGGUUAAUCGAGUGUCGACGCGCUCAUGUUUGCUGCGGUCGUCCCGUCCGUUUGUUGACUAGCCGGGGAUUCAACGCCCAAACCCUCGGCAUGUUUUUCUCCGCACUUGCUCGAUCUGUGGUGUCGCAGACGGUGAGGGGUCUGCAUCGGUCUGCUGCACGUACCGGAGCUGGUGGCAUCUUUGUGCACAGAGAUACGGCAGACAACAACCUUGAAACGCCAUUCGAGUUCACAGAGGAGAACAAAAAGAGAAUUGAAGCCAUUAUUUCAAUGUACCCCGAUGGCCACAAGCAAGCAGCCACCAUCCCCGUGUUGGAUUUAGCCCAGAGACAACAUGGAUGGCUUCCCAUCUCCGUCAUGAACAAGGUGGCCGAAGUGUUGGAAAUCCCGCCGAUGAGGGUGUACGAGGUAGCGACGUUCUACACCAUGUUCCUGCGCCAGCCUGUGGGAAAAUACUUCAUUCAGAUCUGCACGACCACGCCGUGCAUGCUGUGCAACUCAGACAGCAUCCUGGAGACCAUCCAAAACAAACUUGGUAUCAAGGUUGGAGAGACCACUCCAGACAAGAUGUUCACACUAAUAGAAGUGGAAUGCCUCGGUGCCUGUGUGAACGCCCCAAUGGUGCAGAUCAAUGACAACUACUAUGAGGACCUCACUCCAAAAGAUAUGGAGCAGAUUAUUGAUGAUCUUAAAGCCGGCAGAGUCCCACCACCAGGGCCCAGAGGUGGCCGUUUCUCCUGCGAGCCUGCAGGUGGACUGACUUCCCUGACAGAACCUCCUAAAGGGCCCGGCUUUGGUGUGAGACCAGACCUGUAAACUCAAGCUUUGGUUUUAAAAACCUGAUAACUGAUCAUGUGUAAAUAAAUGACUCUACGUGU
Messenger RNA from Nerophis lumbriciformis (worm pipefish), 906 nucleotides. RefSeq names its product NADH:ubiquinone oxidoreductase core subunit V2 (gene ndufv2). Gene Ontology annotation, biological process: mitochondrial electron transport, NADH to ubiquinone. Gene Ontology annotation, cellular component: respiratory chain complex I. NCBI's taxonomy places the organism in Eukaryota, Metazoa, Chordata, Actinopteri, Syngnathiformes, Syngnathidae. Gene Ontology annotation, molecular function: NADH dehydrogenase activity. The record is from RefSeq and is a predicted model, not a curated record.